Pangasianodon hypophthalmus (striped catfish) is the source of this 4819-nucleotide messenger RNA. It is a transcript of the gene mmd, whose product is annotated as monocyte to macrophage differentiation-associated. Lineage: Eukaryota; Metazoa; Chordata; Actinopteri; Siluriformes; Pangasiidae. Gene Ontology annotation, molecular function: pore-forming activity. The record is from RefSeq and is a predicted model, not a curated record. The transcript has 8 exons. Gene Ontology annotation, cellular component: membrane. The coding region runs from base 135 to 1013 and encodes 292 amino acids.
UGGGUGAUCUGUACCUGCUACAGAACAAUAUGUGGACACUACCCAUUGUGGUGCAUUGUAGGAUUUCAACAGUGGCUCUGGAGUGCUACCCCGCCUUCUCACUCAUAAUUUUACUCCCAAGCUGAUUUUUACGCAUGCAUAACCAUGAGAUCAUGUCGAGAGGACUGAUAACAGACACUGAACACACAAACACAUACAACUUCUUUUUAAAAAAGGAGGAUUUGUUUUGUAAGAAUGCUGGGACUGGAUCUACGGAUGGCCUCAAUGAAAAGCACUGCUGCAGGAUGAAGAGAGUAAACAGCUUCCACAGAUUCAUGAACACCAGAGCUGCUGCUAACUGCCGCUACCAACCCACGUGCUACGAGCAUGCGGCAAACUGCUACACACACGCGCUGGUGAUCAUGCCUGCGUUCGUGGGCGUGGCUCUGCUGCACCGUCUCUCGGAUGAUCGGUGGGAGAGGAUCACGGCGUGGGUGUACGGCCUCGGCCUCUGCGCUCUCUUCCUCAUCUCCACCAUCUUCCACAUCAUCACCUGGAAGAAGAGCCACAUGAGGACGGUGGAGCACUGCUUCCACAUGUGUGACCGAGUGGUCAUCUACGUCUUCAUCGCCGCCUCGUACACGCCGUGGUUAAACCUGAGGGAGCUGGGUCCUCUGGCGUCUCACAUGCGCUGGUUCGUGUGGCUCAUGGCGGCUGCAGGAACCAUCUACGUCUUCAACUACCACGAGAAGUAUAAACUGGUGGAGCUGGCCUUCUAUCUGACCAUGGGAUUCUCUCCUGCACUGGUGGUGACCUCCAUGACGAACACAGACGGUGUGUAUGAGCUGGCGUUCGGGGGUUUGAUCUACUGCCUGGGCGUGGUCUUCUUUAAAUCGGACGGCGUCAUCCCGUUUGCUCACGCCAUCUGGCACGUGUUCGUCACGCUCGCCGCCGCCGUGCACUACUACGCCAUCUGGAAAUACCUCUACCGCAGCUCAUCUGGCGACGAGGUCCGGCCUGUGGCUGACCUCUGACCUGUCUCUCUCUCACACACACACACACACACACACACACAAAAAGGGUCAUCUCACCUGUGUCUUCUUCAUCUAAAACCAUUUUCACCAAGAGGUGCUGAUCAGCUACUCAAGUUUACCAACACGACCUCCGAUUGUUUACUAGCCGCCUGGAGAACAGUGUGCUGUGUGUGUGUGUGUGUGUGUGUGUGUGUGUGUGUGUGUGUGUGUGUGCGAAAGUUAAAACAAGUUUCAUUUCUUUUCCAUUCACCAGUAUUUUUGCGCAGGCGUUAAAGCGUUUCGACUCGGACGAACUAAUAAAAAAUACACUUCUCCUCAGACGUAGUCGAUCACCUGAGACAUGUCUUCAGUUUUGUACUAUGAAGCUACGAGAGCUAUUAGCUUUAAAAAAAAAUAAAUAAAUAACGGAAGCUUAUAGACGCCAGUUGACGCGUCUGAAUCCUCCGACUGCGUUUCUGAGCGAAACUGUGUCUGUUAACGCGAGCGUGAGAUGAUUCCGGUGUGCAGGUUAAACCGCAAUGCUACACAUACUUCCAUUACGCCUCAGCUACACGAGUGUUGGACUACAUCUGCAUUUUUUUGGGUUGAUCCAGUCCUUUAAAGAUCAGUUCUAUAUUGUCUGUGAUAUGAAUGUGUUUGUUUUGUUUUUGUUUUUUUUUUAAACGGAUAUUCAGAGCAAUUCUGCACACGCACAUUCCACUUUUCACAAAGGUUCACAAUGUUACUUUUUGCAUCGAGACUACCGAAAUCCACAGAGGCCAUGUGUUAUUGUUAUUUUAUAUCUCGUUAUACUGUAAUGUCGAGAGAAGGACAUCCAGAUCGUAAAUAAUCACUGUAUCGAUCAUUUUUCCUGCUGGAACUACGAUAGAUUUUGCGAGAUUCCCAGGAAUACGCUAACGUCUGGAUCACUAGAAAAGCGACAUUUUCCAGCUGUUUUUUUUUUUUAAUCUUGUAAUUAAUUACACCAACGGUCAUUUCAGUGGCGUCAAAUAAAACAAUUAACUUUUAAAAACGUGGUGUACGCUAACAUCGAUCACUGUGCGUAGCGGCUUCUCGAGGUUACUGACCGCUAACGAGACCAAACUGUUCAUCAGGCAGCUUUUUUUGAUCGACGGUUAUUUACAGGUUGCAGAAGUGACCUCAAGCAUGAAUGUAAGUUUAACGUAAAUAAUCUAUAAAAAUGCCUUGCUUGUAGUUUAGCUAGCUAGCUUCAGCGAACUGAUUUUUAACGUAGAUGUUUUAAUCAAAUUGCGAUGUUACUUCUGAAUCUUACGCAUCUCUAGUGAGUUACAGUAGGUAAGAGACCGCUACCUCCUCUGGAGAUCUUCACAAUGCGUUUUCAGAAGAUAUUCAUCAAAUUAGUCAAACUUUUAAAACUUGUAUUUAGUUUGGCGCAACUUGUUUUGUUACCUUGAAAUCGCAAACACACACACACACAAAAAAAAUCCUGAGAUAACGAGAGGAAAAAUAAGCUUGAUAAUGCAUGGUCUCUCUGAACUCCUGUAGAACCUUUUUCCCUUUCUGUCACUCAACCCGUGGACUUGUGUGUUUUUUCUUUCUGACGUAGCAGGUGUAAUAUUUAAAACAGUAUUUGUAGUAUUUAAAAAGCGUUAACUUUUUCCAGAAACAAAAGCACGAACGCUUUUUUUUUGUUUUGUUUUAAUGUUUUUUUUAACUAUGAAAAACCACUUUCCUUUUUUUUUCUCCCCCAUUUCCCAUCCUAAUGCCCCGUUCCUUUACUUUAUUACCUCAGGUUGAAAAGAAUUAGUUGCUUAAUAUCUCACAAGGAAGUUCCACGAUCCCCUUCUAUGAAAGAGUGAACAAUUAUGGCCGACAGAACUGUCACUCUACGGAGUAGGCAGGUAUUUUUUGUUUUGUUUUUUGUGAUAAAGAAAUGUAAUAUUGGCGCUAAACCAACAGAGAAUCAUGAGAUACUCAACACAACGUAACUGCUGCAGAGAAACAGAGGUGUGUAUCGACCGGGAUCCUACGAGACCCAACAGAACUCACGCAGCCCAGCGUCAUGUACGGUCAUGUGAUGGUCAUGUGACGGUCAUGUGACAGUCACCCUGCGUUCACACGAGCAAGCGAGAGCCUGUCAAAGCGAAGGUUGAAUGGAGAAUUUCUCAAUUCUAUGUAAAUUAGGAACGAUGCAGUAAAGCGAUAAAUCCAAACAACUGGCUAAAAUGAUUCCUCAGACGAAGUGCACGUGAUCCGACGUUUCUUCAGUUCUUCGCUCACAACUUGAAUUAGGUCGAUUGAAUUCGCCGUACAGAAAUGGAAGAAAAACUGAUAAGCGUGCUUUCAUCUUAUUCUGUUAUAAAAGACGUCACAUUAAAUGUGUAUAGAGACGUUCGGAAGGAAGCAGCUUGCGUCAUGCGAGUGCGUGUAGCUGCUACAGAUAGCUCGCUUUGUUCAUCUAAUCGGAGAACGAAUCCGAGCGUGUAGCAUGUAAGUCAAACAGCCGAUUUUCACACUGAUCAGUGCGUUAUUUUAUUUAGGUUUAACUAGUUAGCUUUAGAAGCUAUAUAUAUAUAUAUAUAUAUAUAUAUAUACACACACACACACACACACACACACAGUACUGUGCAAAAGUCUUGCCCCCCCCUUUUUUUUGUACAAACUUUGUUAUAGAUGUUUAUUUUCUGACUUCUACAUUAUUGAUUCAGUCCAAAAACAUUUUAGAUUCCAAACAUUAGUUUUCCAGCACAAAAUGAAAUGUUAAAGAAAAAUGUUUGUAUGUCAGUAAAGAAAGCAGCAGAUUCCAUAAGAGACACUUUUCAGAUAAAAACAUAAUGAAGGCUGCUGGGUUUCGCUGCAGAAAUAAGAAGCGAGUCGACAGUCAAAGUCUCCAGAAGAACUGUGGCUGCUUCUGCAAGAUGCUCAGUAACACUUCCAGCUCAUUUCCUUAUAAAACUGCACACACUGCACCUCAGAUACUGCUUUAUUUAUUUAAAGCGAAGGAUCGUCACAUUAAAUAUUGACUUUGUUUCAUUUAUUACUGUUUACUGCUCUUUGUAGGAUUUUUUUUUAAAUGGAGAAACAUUUAAUUUCAUUAUUUUUGAAGGCGUCUUUACUCUACACCGUUUCUUUGCAUGUGCCUAAGACUUUUGCACAGAGCUGUAUAUAUAUAUAUAUAUAGCUACUGUUUCGCAUCAGAGCUAAAAAUAAAAAAAAGAUGGACAGGCCACGCCCACUUGCGAGUGUGAACGAAGGCCGAGGCAGUUUUCUCAUUUUGCGUAAAUUCGAGGUCGAAUCUGAUAACAGCGUUCAGCAAAGGAAAGGAUAAAGAACUCUGACAAAAUGAAAUAAAGUCUGCAACAAAUUAAACCAAAUUCAAAUCACCAUCGUUUGAUCCUCAGUUCCCAGCAUCCUCUGUUCCAGUUAGAGUUGAAAUGGAUCAUGGGAAAUGGAGUACUUUGAGAUAAGCUGCUUUAAUGUGUUUUUAUUAUAGUGUCAGUAUUUUUUUUCAUUCCAAAGACAUUGUUUUCUGUGUACAUGUUUUCCUCUUUAAUGUCACUGUGGUUAAUGAACCUGAGCUCAAUGAUGCGCUUUUGAUAAAAAAAAAAAAAUCUUCAUCCUCUGAUAAGAUCCAGAAGGAUUUUUGUAAUAUUUGUACUGUAUAUUUUCAUCCUGGCACAUAUUUCUACACCGGCUUUUUCAAUACGACAGAGAGAGAGCGAGAGAGAGAGAUCGUCCUCUACGGCCGGGUCGUUCUCCUCCUGAUCCAUUCAGUGUUCGGUGCUGCACAUGACAACUUUGUGUCCGAUUCUUUCUAAAGUGUUAAUAAAACACGACUGCUUUAA